Aspergillus versicolor CBS 583.65 is the source of this 2031-nucleotide messenger RNA. RefSeq names its product Zn(II)2Cys6 transcription factor. The transcript has 6 exons. Gene Ontology annotation, cellular component: nucleus. Gene Ontology annotation, molecular function: sequence-specific DNA binding; DNA-binding transcription factor activity, RNA polymerase II-specific; zinc ion binding. The record is from RefSeq and is a predicted model, not a curated record. Lineage: Eukaryota; Fungi; Ascomycota; Eurotiomycetes; Eurotiales; Aspergillaceae. Gene Ontology annotation, biological process: positive regulation of transcription by RNA polymerase II; DNA-templated transcription. Bases 1 to 2031 code for a protein of 676 amino acids.
AUGCCUCUCACGGCCCCUGAGCAGUCGAGGGUGAUGAGAAAAUGCCAUAAAGCGUGCGAAAGAUGCCGGACCAUGAAGGUCAAGUGCUCCGGCACGAACCCGUGCACCCGCUGUGCCAGGAGGAAACGCCGCUGCCAUUAUGCAGUCGAGGAGACCCGCGUUUCAGUACCGGAAAGCUACCUGCGCCAGCUUGAAAACCGCAGCUCGCCUGUUGUGUAUAACGGCGUGCCCCACCAGACCUAUGUGCCUGGCGAGCCACUCGAGGUCCAAAACUACCCUCCAAGACCGCAGGAUCGGCCGCGUUCAAAGUUCUCUCACAAUCCUUUGGUGGAGUACUCCUUCGCAAAGGCCCCCGAUGGGAGAUUCUGGUACAUGGGCCCAUCGUCAUCGUGGUCCUUCUGCCGCCGCGUGCUCGCACUGCUAGGAGAGCAGGUCCCGGAAGCGAACCACCAUCCAGAUACCUGGCACAUGGAUGGCACGCUAUUCACUCUGAAAUGGCGGCCGCUGCCUGUCGAUGAGACGCCGGAUCUGGCCGAUUUGCCGCCGAUGGACUAUGGGCUGUACCUGAUUCACACCGCGCAUUUCUACUUUGGGCCCCUGUUCUAUAUCAUUGACGAGGUUGCGUUUAUCCGCAGUCUGCAUGAGUUCUAUACCAACCCGGAAGAGAAGGUUGGGUCCAUGCGCCUGUGGUUUGCGCAAUAUUUGCUCCUCAUUGCGUUCGGGAAGGCGUUCCUUGCGCCUAAUCGGCCCCCGAAUGCCCCGCCAGACGGCUAUCAGUAUGCUUCCCGGGCUAUGGCGCUGAUGCCGGAUAUGUCGGGCAUGGAUCCGAAUCCUUUACAGUGCAUCGAGACUCUUACGCUGGCGGCUAUCUAUCUUCAGUCGAUAGAUAUGAGAAUCUCGGCUUUUCAACAUAUAGGACACGCCCUUCGCAUUUGCAUCAUCGAAGGCAUCCACCGACACGUACCUGAGCAACUGGGCGAGGAGUUGUCCCGUCGCUGCAAGACUAUUUUCUGGAUCGUGUACAUGCUAGACAGGGAGUUUGCAGCCUUGAUUGGCGCGCCGAGCUCAAUCCGCGAUGAGGACAUCACCGUAAAGCUCUUCGUCAAUGGCAGCGUGGAUGAGAAGACACUCACUCUGCAUGUCCGGCUUGCGCGUUUAAGCGCACGCAUUCUGACCACGGUAUACGGCGUCGGCGCCGACUUUGACGGGACUCUCAUCAAAGAUACGCAGUCUAUCUUUCGCAACCUGGCAGAGCUCUCGCAGGACUUGAAUGACCUUCUGCGAACACACUUCCACGGCUCACUCAGCCGCGCAUCUCGAGCAGCCACUCGACUGAUAUUAGCCUACCACCACUGCGUCGUGCUUACAACUCGCCCCCUCGUAAUGUGCGCCCUCCACGCACACAUCGAAAACACCCAACCCCCAACCCAGAACCAAUCACGCACCCCACCUCAACACCAACCCCUCGACAUCGCCCUCUCCCCAAUCAUAACCUCCCUGCUAACCUGCUGCGUCGAGUCGGCCCUCACCGUGCUGCAAACCCUACGCACCCUCGCAGACGAAGACCGCAUCGAAGCCUUCCUGCCCUUCCAGAUCGAAGACGCCUUUGCCUCUGCAUUCCUGCUGUACAUCAUCCGUGUGAUUGCGCCGUCGCUAGUGCCCGACGACCACUGGGUCGGGAAUGCGGAUUUCGUGCUGGAGAAGUUGGUUAUCAUGGGGAAUUUGACGGCGCCGUUGAGACGGGCCGAGCUGGAUCAUUUGAAGAGUGUCAUGGGGCCGUUUAUUGCGGAGUUGUCGGGCUCGGAGUUGAUUGCGAAUGGUAAUGAAGCUGCAGGGCCUGGGGUUUUGGCUGCGGAGGAUGAUGUCCUGGGUGCGUCUGCGAAUCUGGGGACAGGGACGGCGCCGGAACAGGCUGAGCUGGAUUGGGAUAUAUUUUCUGUGGAGGCGACGGUUGGGCUGGAGCCGAGGGAGUUGCUGGAUUUGGCGGAGCAGUUGGAUGUCGAGGGGAUUAUGCAUUAUUCUGUUGCUUGA